Molecule: messenger RNA, 870 nt
Organism: Hymenoscyphus albidus
Lineage: Eukaryota; Fungi; Ascomycota; Leotiomycetes; Helotiales; Helotiaceae
Source: the annotation of a GenBank genome assembly
AUGCGUGAGCAUCGUUAUUUUCUACUUGAGAACAGCCCAUCAAAAAUUCCGGGUUAUUUAGAGGGGGUUGGAUUCGGCAUUGAAGAUAAAGAUUCGAAAAGAAAACCGAAAUUUUUAGAAGACAAGAACAACGACGAUGAUGAUGACGACAACGACGACAACGACGCGCCGCCGACUACUAAACGUAUCAAGACUACCAAGGCGGCGGCCAUAGAUCUCACUGAGAACGACGGAGACAUUAUAAGUGAAAAGGAUAAAUCUCAAGUUGUCGAGAAUACUAAGCCACCGGUUCGCAGCAGCGGCGAUGUGAGCACUGAAAGCAGAAAGGAUAAAUCUCGACUUGGCCUAACUGGCUUGGAGUUGGAACAGGCAACCAACAUUGGCAAAGAAAUCAUACCGUGGACGAACGGGACGCUUAAUUAUCCAGUUCUAAAAGUCCUUGGGGAUGGUGAAUGGCUGAACGACGAGCCUGUUAAUUUUUGGAUUGGACUCUUGGUCGACCGGCUCAUACAAAGAGAUCAAAAAUUGGCUGGUUAUAUCCACGCACUCGACACAUUUCUUUACGCGAGUCCCGUUGAUCAACUUAAAGACAUCGUCCUCAAAGAAAGCUGGACUGUGCCCGUCGGCAUCCCUGGCCAACGCAAAACUAAAAGAGAACCAGGCGAAUCCAUCCUCCUCAAAGACUAUAUCAUUGUACCAAUUCACGAUGGCGAUCACUUCUAUGUUGCAAUCAUAUGCAACCCCCAUGACCUCCUGAACGACAACUUGGAGGAAGUAAACAAACGUGAAGACAGUGACCCAGCCCAUCCUUGGAUCAUCCUCAUGGAUUCAUUUCAGUACCCACGUAGACGUGCCGUCUACAGACUUUAG